AUGGAUGCAUGCGUUGCCUUGCUCAAAGGAUCGACGCCUGAAGACGCGACCAUGGCCGAAGCUUUCGAGAGCAUGAAGAGCGAUGCCUCUCUGCAGCAAUCGAACUCGCAACUUAACCGUGCAUCAACAGCUGUCACCAACUUCAAAGGUACGCAUGGCGGAUAUUGCUGGCGGAUCAAGAAGAAGGAAGCCCAAGGUGCUUCGCUGGGUAGUGACUCUUUUUCACGAGUCCAGCAGCCAAGCAUGCCAAGUACACAGCAGAAGGGGGUGCUACGCGAGCUAAACCGGAUACAAGACUAUCUGGAUACUCUUUAUCGUCGGAAAAGACACAUGAGACAUCUGGUCUUUUGCGAAUGGUGGAAACAUCGAAAUCUAAUCGGUAGCCAAGAUCCUCUUUUCGUGCAGCGCAGGUCUCGGUGCACUAUAAGGGCUAAACGGCUGUUGGAGGAGAUGCGAAGCAUCACUCUCCUGAUACGGUCAGCAGAGAUGCAAGUACUGUCGGUCAUGGACAGGUCGUUGCCAUAUGGACCGUUUGAGAAGGAGGAGACCAGCAAGUUCUACUCCCAUACAGAUCCAGCGUUUGUGCUGAGAAACAUGGGUAGCGGGUGGCCAGAUAAAUGGGAUUCUGACCCAACCGUGAUUGAGACUGAGUCUUUCAACUCAUGGCUGAAUGCAAACGCUGAAGCCUUCAAGAGGUGGACAGAGGCUACACCGUUUCUAAAACAAGGGGCCCCGACUACCCAGGCUCGUAUCCCCGAUCUCUGGGAGCACAUCAACAACCAUAGUGGACUCCGCAAACUCCCAAUCGAGCUUCGUCAAUGUAUGAUCAAUACCAUGCUGGCCUUCACCAAGGAGAUAGUAGCAGAGACACAAGGCGAUAGUGCACUGAUUGAGAACCCUUCUUGGAAAGAGCGUCGCUGGGACGGUCAGCCAUGGCUACCGCUGUUUGUUGACUGGGAGGUGGAGUACGUCAACAUCCCCAGUAGAAUGUGGCAACUGAGGCACGCCGAUAACGGCUCGGUCCAGUAUGGGCUUGACAUUGAACAGAAGCUGUCAGACCUGACACUGGGCUCUCGCACAUUCUCUGGACGUACUAUUCUGCAGCCAAACGGCCAGAAGCUUAUGCUAGGGCUCCUCGAUAUGAUGCACCGUACGGUCCCUCUCACAUCUGACGAGGUGGAUCCAGUGAAGGCCUUUGCAGAAAAAUUCCUCGAGGAUCAGAAUCUGCUCUUUGGUCGACUUGACGGGUUCACCGAUCACCUUCUCACUCUUUGCCAAGGAGCUCAUACUAUCCCCAUGAGGGAGGGGGCGUCUUCCCCGGGAGAAGAGAUCUUUGCUGAGGGAGAAUAUCUUGACAUCUUUUACGGGGACCCAACGGACCUGUCAUCUGGGGGCCUUGAUGUUACUCCAUACGGAACCUACCAUGAGGGUUUGUCGUAUGAGACUUUGACCAGCACUGAUGCUGUUGAUGACAAUCGUAGAUUCUUCCAGCCGGUCACCCAUGGCCAAGCACGACUAACUCAGUUUAAGAUCGUUGACCGUUUCGGACAGGUCAUAAGUGCCCAGGAUCCGCGACCAGAAGAACCAAAAGUAACUUUAUAUCCUCACAUUGGGUCUUCGAUGCUCUGUGAACCAGACAAUGACGCUUCACCAAAUACAGCAUUCGCGACCGAGAAUAAACUAGACGAUUGUGAAUGGUUUCAACUUGGUCCGCGGAUCAAUCAAGAUGCUCGUAUGCAUGCUGAAUUCCUCUGUGAUGGAGCUGAAGGCGAAACUGGGGUUUUUGCGUGGCUGCUUAUAAACUUUCACAAUCAGUCUAUACAGGUCUAUGACAAGGACAGGGCUUUCAAGGGAGAGGUCGUGCUUCCCUCCGGGCCCAACGAAUCGGUCCAUUGGCAUUCCCUCAUUGGGAGUGACAUCUCUUCUGACAUCCUUCCACAUCUGAUGCGCAAUGAACAUGACAUUCGGCUCAAAGCUCGGCUGGACAAAGUCUACAUGUCGGCACAAAAGGGGUCCAAGCAGCCCAUGACGCUGGAUGACCUGAUUGCAUCAAUGUCACAUGCACCUUUCAUCAUUGGCCUUUGGAAGACUAUAGUUGCUGCCCAGGAUCACAUUCAAGCACCGCCAGCCCAGCAAUUUGCCCAGUUCCCUUCGGCUCUUGUUGGCCGCCCUGUUGCUCUCGCACAUCUUUCAUUGGGAAUUGAGCUUGCAACUCCACCUAUGCAGAGUCAGGCCUAUGCUGAUUAUGCUGAGGAUGAGAGUGACAACAUUUCCAGGGUCGGCCUGCCUGAGACUGGAGAUGAGGAACUCAGUCGAUACGAGUUUGGUGUCAAACUAGGCGACAUGUUCGGUCACCAAGAUGGUUUGAUAGGCUACUUGACAGCUCUGGAAGCUGAAGAAGCUUGGGAUAUUGUCACCGACUUUGCCAUCGAUGAUGUAUCCUUGCCAAACGUCAGACACUCAAAUAAUGCACCUCCUCUCACCGUGUCUCCCAGCUAUCCGCCCGUGCUGUCUUCAGGUACUUCCGAGCCCUUAGACAUUACCAAAGUGGCAGAUGAUUAUCGGAAGCGGAAAGCCAAGGCCUUGCAAUCUUCUCUCGUCACUGUACUCCUGGACUCCUUCCUCCCAAUCCACGUACGAUCAGGGAUACUCCCUGCAGUUCAAGUCCAGCUAAACCGCGACGACGUGGAGCGAGAUCUUCAAAAUCUCGGCGUUUGGUUCCGUUCAGGUCCAGUCAUUAUUGGAUCUCGUGGCUCAGACCCUGUCUCGGCACAAGACGGCAAAAUGCGUAUACAAAUCAUUAACGAUGGCAACGAUCCGAAAGCCCCUCUUGUACCAGUGCAUACCAUGCCGACCACGACGUCUGGUACGGCAUGGCAGUGGGUGCAGCCUGUGAUGGAAGACCUAAACGAGGAAAUGGGGACCGAUGCUUUGAGUUCUGGAGUAAAAUAUGUGCAUUUGAGUGUGACGAAUCCAUUAAAGGAAGGGUUUGAUGCAAUAGUAGGACCCGAUCAUGAGAAGGCUAAGGAAGAUGACAUAGAAGUAGCUGUUGCCUUGGAUGGAUAUUUACUGCUCAGGCGGAGCGAGAAGAGUACCUAA
This is a messenger RNA of Fusarium mangiferae, 3099 nucleotides long. RefSeq lists its product as uncharacterized. NCBI's taxonomy places the organism in Eukaryota, Fungi, Ascomycota, Sordariomycetes, Hypocreales, Nectriaceae. The transcript has a single exon. The coding region runs from base 1 to 3099 and encodes 1032 amino acids. The record is from RefSeq and is a predicted model, not a curated record.